CUAGAAUGUGCAGCUGAAUGUAAAGCAGAGGAGUUUCGAUUUCACUGCUAAAACUUUCUGUAGAUCUGCAGAAUCCGCUAAAUUUCUUCAUUCGUCGCUUUCACGUAUCCUGAUUUGCUGUUAUUCUACUCUGUUAUCAUGAGUUACAGGAGGGAUCACAGAGGCUCGAGGUCUGCCCUUUUUGAUAACAUGGACACCCUUGAAGCGGGUGGACUCAGGGCCUCUUCAUCAUAUUCAAGUGGCUUGGAUGAUCACAACAAUGAGCAAACUAUGGAUAGUUUGCAUGAUAGAGUCAGCUUUUUAAAACGUGUACGGGGGGACAUACAUGAGGAGGUGGAGACUCACAACCGUAUGCUAGAUAGAAUGGGCAAUGCGAUGGAUGCAUCAAGAGGAAUUAUGUCAGGAACAAUGGAUCGUUUUAAAAUGGUGUUUGAAAAGAAAUCAAUUAAGAGAAUCUGCAAACUUGCAGGAUAUUUUGUGAUUUCUUUCUUUGUGCUGUAUUAUGGGAUUAGGUGA
Salvia splendens (bonfire salvia) is the source of this 516-nucleotide messenger RNA. RefSeq names its product bet1-like SNARE 1-2. The record is from RefSeq and is a predicted model, not a curated record. Bases 139 to 516 code for a protein of 125 amino acids. Lineage: Eukaryota; Viridiplantae; Streptophyta; Magnoliopsida; Lamiales; Lamiaceae. The transcript has 5 exons.